AUGGACCAGACACAGCCCGCACCGGGCUCCCUGAGCUGGCGCCUGAGCUCGCACCCGAUAACACUCCUUACAUUUUUGGGGUUUCGAAUCUCCAGUCUGCUGGUUUACCUCUUUGGCAUAUUCGUCACGAAAAACUUUGUCAUGAUCUUCAUCAUCACCAUCCUCCUGCUCGCCGCCGACUUUUACUACCUCAAAAACAUUGCCGGGCGCCGGCUGGUAGGCCUGAGGUGGUGGAAUGAAGUGGACCCUUCGACGGGCGAUUCGCGCUGGGUGUUUGAGAGCAGCGAGCCCGGCACAAAGGUGGUCAACCCCACCGACAGCCGCUUCUUCUGGAUCGCCAUCUACGCGCAGCCCGUCCUCUGGAUUGCCCUCUCGCUUGUUGCCAUACUUACAUUUAACCUUAUCUGGUUGCCGCUUGUCGCUAUUGCGCUCGUCUUGACGAUUACAAAUGGUCUUGCCUUUUCGCGGUGCGACAAGUUUAGCCAGGCGUCGAACAUUGCCGGGAGUGCCCUGAGCUCGGGCAAUCUUGCAGGCAAUCUCGCGAGUAACAUGGUAGGGAGGUUCUUUUCGAGAUAAAACAAUGCUGGCUAGGCAAGGAAGCCAUGGGGCAGAGCAGUUCCAAGAUGGCGGCCUCUAUAUAUUAGAGGAAGAGGUGGCUGUUUUCGGGUUGCAACUACAUCUGGUACGUGUUGGGGUUCGGGCAGGAAGUACUUUGCUAGUCGUUCGUGGUAUAAUUCAAGUGCACGGAUUUGGCGUUUGGGUACGGAGGUCACAUCUAUAUGUUUCGCCAAUUUGAUCACUUACCAUUACACAGUGCCUACUGGCCGGCUUACCAACUAUCGGCAAAGAGGUAGAUGUGUUAUGUUAUGCAACGUGUUAUCCUGUGGAACGAAUGACGGCCCAAUGCUAUGUGCGG
Molecule: messenger RNA, 916 nt
Organism: Canariomyces notabilis
Lineage: Eukaryota; Fungi; Ascomycota; Sordariomycetes; Sordariales; Chaetomiaceae
Product: DUF846-domain-containing protein
Exons: 4
Coding region: 1-576 (191 amino acids)
Biological process (GO): protein secretion; vesicle-mediated transport
Cellular component (GO): Golgi membrane
Source: RefSeq, a predicted model, not a curated record